Molecule: messenger RNA, 1769 nt
Organism: Brachypodium distachyon (stiff brome)
Lineage: Eukaryota; Viridiplantae; Streptophyta; Magnoliopsida; Poales; Poaceae
Product: transcription repressor OFP8
Exons: 1
Coding region: 369-1151 (260 amino acids)
Biological process (GO): negative regulation of DNA-templated transcription
Source: RefSeq, a predicted model, not a curated record
ACUUCGUAGUAUUGUAUCAAAUUUACAUAUAAACUACACAUGCAUGUCCUCCUAGCUGCCCAUCAACAUUCUUCUUCUUCUUUUUUUUUUUUGCAGGGGUAGCCCAUCAACAUCUCGAUCCUAUAGUACUCAGAGUACUAUAUGUACACUUGUUCCACGAGAGGAGGGGAUUAUACAAACGAAAAAACGGAUUCACACACCACACAGCAGCAGUACUACCGUGCAAGCAAACGCCCACCUCGUCGGGCUCUAUACAAACAACACGUACUUUAGCUAAUUUCCAUCGUAUACCGAAUACACAGGCAGCUAGCUAGCUGAGUAUCGUUCCUCGUCUGGCCUCCGGUCGGUGAGCUCGCGACGCGACGACGAUGUCGACGAGAGCAGCUCGCCGGAGCAGCGGCGUGGGGCACUUCGCGGUGGGGCGGCGCCUCCGCCACGUGGCGCAGAUGACGCCGGCGGUGGUGGUGGACACGGCCGGCGGGUGCGGCUGCCGGCCGCGCCGGCCGAGGCUGACGAUGGCGCUCAGGCUCCCUUCCUUCCUCAAGCCCAGCUCAUCCUUCUCGACGGCCAGCAAGCCGCCGCCGGCGAGGAGCGCCGAAGCCGCGUCGGCAUCCAGCUCGACGGCCAGCUUCUUCCCGUCCUCGUCCUCGGCCGCAUCCUUCUCCUCCUCCUCCAGCGGCGCCGCCUCCAAGCAUCAUCAGCAGCAGCAAGGAUUAAACAAUUGGCCUCCUUCUUCUCCGGCGCCGGCGAGCGUGACGAGGAAGAAGAAGAAGACCCGGCAGCAGCAGCAGCAGCAGCAGAGCCAGAGGUCGUCGUACUACUACCAAGUUGAAGAGAAGAAGAAGAAGAAGAAAGCGGCGGCCAUGGCGAUGAUGGAGGAGGAGGGGGUGGCGGUGGAGAAGGAGUCGUCGGACCCUCGGGGUGACUUCAGGGAGAGCAUGACGCAGAUGGUGGUGGAGACGGGGCUGUGCGGGUGGGACGACCUCCGCUGCAUGCUCCGCCGCCUCCUCGCCCUCAACGCGCCCCGCCACCACGCCGCCAUCCUCACCGCCUUCGCCGAGCUCUGCGCCCAGCUCGCCGCACCCCCGCCGCCGCCGCCAUCCUCAUCCUCGCCUCCGCCGCCACCCCAUUACCAGUACCAGUACUCGUAAUAUAUAGCUGGAUUUGCUAAGGCUUCGAGCGAGAUCCUGGCACCACCUGGGCGUUCUGGGCGUCUUCUUCUUCUAGCUAGGCACGGCCCGUCAGGAGGUAGGAGGAUUCCCUGUCAGGCGUGGCGAGAGGAUCUUGAGAAGAAGAAACUUAGCAAAUCUGCUGCUAGCUAGUACUAGUAGUGCUAACCUGCAGGCGUUUGAUUAAUUUCUGGUUUUCUUCGGUUGUUUAAUUUCCUUGUGAGUUGCUUAAUUUGCUGCUGCUUAAUUAGUGCGUGCCAUGCAAGUGCAGCCAUGGGCCCAUGGCCAUGGCCUUCGGUCUUGUGUGAAGGUCUCCAUGCCAUGCAUGAACAGUGGAGUGCUGUAAUAAUUGGUACGAGUAGUACAGUUGUUUAAGUACUAAUUGGAGUGCCAAUCCGUGAGUUAAGUAAGUGAGUUUGUGUGCAUUGCUUACCCUCACAAGUCAACUGCACCACUCGGUGCGCAUGCUACUAAGCUAGCUAGUUCUACAUGCAUCACACAUGUAGUUUUUGUACACACAACUAAUGAAGAUUAUUCAUGCGCAGCCUAUCUGAACAUACAUAUGUACGCAUUUUUCUUUUAAGAGAGGAAUUUUAUUCA